Molecule: messenger RNA, 2059 nt
Organism: Agrilus planipennis (emerald ash borer)
Lineage: Eukaryota; Metazoa; Arthropoda; Insecta; Coleoptera; Buprestidae
Product: sialin
Exons: 8
Coding region: 454-1935 (493 amino acids)
Biological process (GO): transmembrane transport; monoatomic anion transport
Cellular component (GO): plasma membrane
Molecular function (GO): transmembrane transporter activity
Source: RefSeq, a predicted model, not a curated record
AAGCUGCCAGUUCAACAUUUUUACCUUUGAUAAGCCUUGUAUUUCUUGGUGUGCAGACAGUAAUGGUCGGUACAACAAACGUGAAAGUGUUAGCAGCAUUUUACAUUCCGCACUAGUGCAACGUUUAAACAACAUAAUUUUGAAAAUAACAGCAGCACGUUAACUACAUAAAUUAACGACAAAGCAAAAAUAUUAAAACAUCACUUAAGUGUGCUCAGUUUAAAAUUCAAUAAUAGUGCCUUUUUUGGUAAUUCCGAAACAGUGUUGACGUGAAAUCGUUUAAAUUUUAAUUAUUAUUAUUUAGAGAACAAUCAUCAAUGAGUUUUCUAAACUUUUCACUAACGAUUCACUGGCAAAUUUUCAAUGAUCUUCAUUGAUGCUAAUUUGGUGAAAGUUAAGGAUUAAUCAGUUGCGAUCCUAUUUGGAGCAUUCCAGAAUCAAACCAUCAUUAAAAUGAUCACAGGAUUACUACCUACUAGAGCCAUUGUGGCCAUUAUGAUUUUUAAUGCAUGCCUCAUAACAUACAUGUUACGUGCCAAUAUGUCUAUGAACAUCAUUGCCAUGACAAAUAGAACUGAAAGUUCACCCCUUACUAAAUCGGAAUGUCAAAGGCAGCAAAACGAACCAUUUAAUAACACGUUAGAAGAAAGCAGCGCAACAGCAGAUCAUGGAGAGCGCUAUAAUUGGAACUCCAAAAUUCAAGGCUAUAUUUUAGGGUCAUAUUUCUGGGGAUAUACAAUAACAUGCAUACCGGGUGGUUUCGUAGCAGAGAGAUUCGGACCAAGAAAGACGGUUGCAAUUACAACUAUAGCAUCAGCUGGAUUAACAUUUCUGACGCCGAUCGCUGCAUCUUGGCAUUACAUUUCUGUGAUAAUUAUUCGAUUCGCUCUCGGAUUUGUUGCGGGCGGUAUUUACCCAGCUCUGCAUUGUUUAAUUUCGCGAUGGGCGCCUCCGAACGAAAAAGGUAAAUUCAUGGGGACAUUGCUGGGUGGACAAUUGGGAACUGUAUUGACGUGGCCCAUUUGUGGGGCACUGAUAGAAUCAUGGGGAUGGAAGUAUGCCUUUUAUGUACCAGGAUUUAUCGCACUUUUCUGGUGUUUCUCCUGGUGGUACUUUGUGACAGACACCCCCGAGGAACAUCCACGGAUCGAUGAAAGCGAAAAAAAAUAUGUCAUACAAAGUAUAGGAGACACUAUUUCAAAGACCAAGAAAAUGCCUCCAUAUGUGAAAAUAUUUUCUUCGGUGCCAUUUUGGGCCUUUGUCGUUUUACAAUUCGGUAGCUUGUGGGGCCUUUACUUUUUGUUUACUAUUGGGCCCAAAUAUAUGACCAAAGUGCUUGGAUUUGAUUUAAGCCAUUCUGGUACCCUUGCAGCGGUGCCAUACCUGGCCAGAUUAAUUUGUGGAUUUAUAUUUGGCUACAUUGGAGAUUCGGUUAGGAAAAGAAACCGAUUAUCUGUUACAAAUAUACGCAAAAUAUUUGUUACGUUCUCCCAUUUCUUGCCUGGGCUAUUUCUUUUAGCACAAACAAUGGUUGGCUGUGAUGCAACAUUAGCUAUAGUGUUAAUUAGUUUAUCAUUAGGCUCAAAUGGAGCUUCUACUGUUACCGUUUUACAAAAUUCUCAUGAUUUAGCUCCAAAUUUUGCUGGUUCCUUGUACGGAAUUGUUAAUUGUAUAGGAUCGACGGCAGGGUUCAUUACACCCAUGCUUACAGGCUACAUAACUGCAGGAUCGGCUGGACAAGUUGAGUGGCAUACUGUUUUCUGGAUUGGAGCAGCAGUUUACAUUGCCUGCGGGAUAUUCUUCUGCAUUUUUGGUUCGGGAGAACGGCAGGAAUGGAAUAAUAUUCCCUUCAGUAAUAGUGAUAAUAAUAACGAAAAGGGGGUUGACAAUCUCGCCUAUGACAAGGGAAGCGAAAUAGAGAGUACAAAAAUUUAAAAUUAUUAAUGAUAAUUAAUAAGUAUAAAUACAACAUUUGACUGCAUUAAUAAUAAGAUAGAUUUAUUUUGUAUAGUAUUUAUGUUUAAAUUAAUAUUAUCCAGUAUUGAGACCUUUAUACUAU